This is a messenger RNA of Cydia fagiglandana, 2781 nucleotides long. RefSeq names its product centrosomin-like (gene cnn). Gene Ontology annotation, cellular component: microtubule plus-end; mitotic spindle pole; perinuclear region of cytoplasm. The record is from RefSeq and is a predicted model, not a curated record. Gene Ontology annotation, biological process: microtubule bundle formation; regulation of mitotic cell cycle spindle assembly checkpoint; positive regulation of DNA-templated transcription. Bases 457 to 2613 code for a protein of 718 amino acids. Gene Ontology annotation, molecular function: gamma-tubulin binding; microtubule binding; calmodulin binding. NCBI's taxonomy places the organism in Eukaryota, Metazoa, Arthropoda, Insecta, Lepidoptera, Tortricidae. The transcript has 11 exons.
GUCUCAUAUUGUGCCGUGAAAAACAACAUCAACGUCCAACUAAUUACCUUACAAAUAAUGUCUAAAAUCGGUCGUUAAUAAUAGAGUAACCUAACUAAUGAGUAUAAAUACAAUAAUUAUUUCAUCGCUUCGGGUAAAUGAGUGUUAUUACAAAGUAUUGUGAUUGUGUACGUAUUUAUUACGUAGUAGUAAACAAAUGUCAAUUAUCUAGAAGCAAUAGUGCGAAGCGGACAAGUAAUACGUUUAUCUGUUGUGGUCGAUUUGUAUACCUAUUAAAUUAAUAUAAAACUGGCGUAGAACGAGUUUAGUUUAUUUGUUUGCAUUUUGUUGUCUACUCUAAAUUUUAUUGUGUACCUAGUACCCAGUGCCUUAACGUCACAACUAAGUUUCAAACGUGAAUUUUAUACAUUAUGUAUUAACUGUAUAGUAUCUAGUGCGUAGAUCAGAAAUAGAUAAAUGUACAAAAUGGCAACAUUACCGCGGACAUCUAAACAUGCAGCUGGUAUAACUUCGCCUUUCAGCACGAGUCCGCGGGCGCUGCAGGAGAUGAGCAUGCCUGCUCAAGAAGGACUGGAUAACACCGUUGCCAGCGGGAUCAGUAUGAAGCAGUAUGAAGAGCAGCUUAAUGGAUUAAGAAAAGAGAAUUUUCACUUAAGAUUAAGGAUAUAUUUCCUUGAGGAGAAAUUAGGAAGCGGUUCACCACCAGCAGUUCAGGGACUUCUGGAACACAACAUUCGACUGCAGGUGGAAGUAGAGGAACUACGAAGGCAAUUGAGCGACAAGCAAGAACUCCUAGCUGUUGCGGCAGAAGCCAUCGAUGUACUUGAACACCAGGGUUCCAUGUCUGCCGACAGUAUUGAGAAUUCAAUGAACCACGGCAACGAAGUAGCAAAAGAAAUGAACACCCAGGAGACUGUGAAAAACCAGGCAAUAGAUGACACAUGUGCAUCAGAAUCUGCUGGAGACUAUUUAUGUGUCACAACAAAUAACAAUGAUAUGGAUGAGUUGAUCAAGCUGCGCAAAGAAAAUUCUAAAGCUCUUCAGAUGAUAAAAGGCUGCAUGAAGAAAAUUCAGCAGCAAGAUAAAGAAAUCAAUAAACUGAAAUUGGAUAAAGAACAAUCUCACAUGCAACAUGUCAGCGAUUCACAGAUUGAAAAAUAUGAUGAAAUUUUAAAAUGCAAAGAUGAGCAUAUCAAGGACCUCGAAAACAAGCUAAGGGAACUACAAAAGACAGUUGAUAAUGGCCAUAAUGACGAAGACGCCGGGAACCUGCAACAGUUGCUCACACGACGUCUCCAGGGUUUAGCUUUCUUUUUGGAUAAGCUAUUAGCGCAUAAGUGUGUAUUAAGCGAAGAAAAAAAGAAGAUGGCGGAGAGUAUAUUAGAACAAAGUCUAGCUCUACCCGUGGGUUUGCAGUUAGACGAAACCAUUUCAGCAGAAGGAUUUACGUUUGAUGACAGCAAUAUGGAUAUCUCACAGAAUCUUAGAAUUGAGGAUUUAACAAUAAUGUUCGGGCACCACGGGCUAUGUAGUGGCGAUGAUAACAAACUCACAAACAGAAAAUCUUUACGUCACCUACUGCAAAACGAAUGUCCUUCGGAAUCCGAGUGUUGGUCAGAACCGGACAGAAAUGUAUCUCUCGCACGCAUAGGACUAAAUGAUACAGCACUGGGAGCCAGAGAAUCUAAUUCAGAUAAUAACAGGCACAGGUCUCGACGAUCCCGCGUCUCCUAUGGCUCCCGUUCCGAAGACAAAACUACGAAUGAAGCAGCGUUGAUUGACGAAAUACAUCAGCUCUCAAAACAGUGUGAGGAACUUGAAUACGAGAAAAAGGAUUUAAACAGCCAACUGGAAUUUGCUAAGACCCAAAUAGAUGAUCUGAUUUUAGAAAAAGACGAACUAAAAUCGGCGCUAGCUUCCGAACACUCUAAAGUUGACGAAAUGAGUAAAGAUUCGGAAAACAUGAAAUGUACUAUUUCGUCUCUGCAGAUAAGGAUAAAGGAUAUCGAGCAACAACUUGUAGAAGCUAUUCAAAUUAGGGAUAAAUUACGUUCCGAAAGGCAAGAGCUUGAAUCUACGUUUUUGGAAACGGAGCGAGCUCUGCGUCGUGCUGCGGAUGACGCGACGGUCCAGGCGUCCCAGGCGGCCCUAGAGAGAGCUCGAGCUCAACACGACAAGAUGCGCAUUGAAAAAGAUCUCGAAGAUGCUCGUGAGAACUUAGCUAAGUCCUCCGAGAUUAUUGCUAACCUGGAAAUGGAAGUAGCACGUAAGGUGGUCGUAGAAGCGUGUAACAGAGUGCAGGAGGUACACGUGGCGCGUGAGGUCGAGGAGGAGGACAGACCCACGUCGCCUGAUCAGGGCAUUGACAGCGACAGACUGUCGAGCCUUGAACAUAACGAUGCUGUUACUUUGUCUACACGUUCAUUGUAUGAAGAAAAUGUGUCUUUGAAGCAAAAACUAGCAAGAACUAAAGCUACACUAGCAGACACACUUGCUCAAUUGAAUGCCGCCAAUAUGAGAAAGAAAAGUGUUCAGCGAGCUAUCUGUCGAGAGAUCCACAAAACCCAAGGGGUGUUACGUAAAGCUAGAGACCACUUGGAGAAUCCCAACUGAAUAGUUACGUACAAUCAUAAAAUAUUUUUGUACCCCAUUUCUAGUAUUUAACCACAUGUCUAUUCGCAUGAUUACUGCGAAUAACAUGCAUAACAUAUCGUAAUAAGUUUUUUUUUCUAAUUAAGAUGUACAAUUUAAUGAUGCUGACUUGUAUUAUAAAUUUUCUUU